Messenger RNA from Phycomyces blakesleeanus NRRL 1555(-), 903 nucleotides. RefSeq lists its product as hypothetical. The record is from RefSeq and is a predicted model, not a curated record. NCBI's taxonomy places the organism in Eukaryota, Fungi, Mucoromycota, Mucoromycetes, Mucorales, Phycomycetaceae. Bases 1 to 903 code for a protein of 300 amino acids. The transcript is spliced from 2 exons.
AUGUCAGACUUUACUGGGGAAGAUGAAGAAAUUGAGAUGACCUCUCUUCUUUUGGAGAACCAGAAGAAGCUGGUUAUGGUGACCCAUGACAAGUCCACCUUUUAUGCCCAUGAUGGAAAGGUGGACAUGUGGCUUGAGGAAGGUGAAAGCUACAUCCGCAAAAAAGGUCAGGGAAGAUCUCUGAUGACAUGUGAAGACAUGCUUGACCAGCUGAAGAACCAUGCUAUCCCUCUGUUCGAAAGCUUGCAUGAGGGAUGCACUGGUGUCUUUAUUUUUGACCAAAGCAGCAACCACAAAGCAUAUGUCACAGAUGCCUUGGUUGCCACCCACAUGGUUCUAAAGCCAAAGGUCGUUUUUGAAAAUGACAAGUUCAUUUUCAAAGAUACAACGUUUUUGAGGGAUGGACAUAUCAUCUCUCAAUCGUUUUAUGAGACAGUCUUUGAAGCUGGAAGGAAAGGAAAGGGGCUGGUGGAGAAGAGACAGUUUGUUGGCGUCCAGCGGAUCCUUCAGAAGUGUGGACUGUGGAUGGAACUGGAUUCAUCCAAUCUUUCUAGAAGAUGGAGAAUGGACUGCAAUGGAGAAGAAACAGAGAACCACUGUUACUGUGCCUGCCACCUCUUGGCCUCUCAGCCCGACUUUUCUGGACAGAAGACAGCUCUUCAAGAGGUGGUGGAAGAGGCGGGUCACAUAUUUGAGCUGUACCCCAAGUUCCAUUGUGAAUGCAAUUGGAUCGAGUGUUACUGGGGUGCAGCCAAAUGUGUGGCUCGCCUAAACUGCGAUUAUUCUUUCAAGUUGUUAGAAAAGAAUCUCCCGUCUUUCUUGGACAGUGCCUCUCCUGUGGCUGGUUCUCCUUCCAUGAUCAGGAGAUUUUAUAAAAAGACUUGGGGAUAUAUUGAAGCUUAG